Molecule: messenger RNA, 2124 nt
Organism: Hirsutella rhossiliensis
Lineage: Eukaryota; Fungi; Ascomycota; Sordariomycetes; Hypocreales; Ophiocordycipitaceae
Product: very large low complexity protein
Exons: 3
Coding region: 1-2124 (707 amino acids)
Source: RefSeq, a predicted model, not a curated record
AUGGAGCCUUUUGAUUCCGUCUUCAACCAUCUGGUCUUGCCGGUCAAGUUGCCCAACCACAAGGAUCCGGAUCCAGAAGCCACAGGAGCAGCUAUCUUGACUCGCCUCAAGAACGCUUGUCAAGUCGUGGCCAAGGACACUGGUGAUGAUGCCUGGUCGUCAAUCAAACGUUGUCUCGGGAAAUGCAAGGGCAUCGCAGAAGCACAUUUUGAUGCCCAGCACUUACUGCAAGACUGGGCCGAUCUCCGCCUGGACGACCUGUGCUUGCUGCGAAUAUCGGAGCAGAAUGCAGCGCUUUUGAUCCGUCGUGAUAUUCAGAACGAAGAACACUUUGUUAUCUUCGAGGUCUUUGAAACCUCACCUUCGGCGAAAGACGUGCUCGAGUCCGCCAAUGCUCUCGAAUGGGAUUUCCCCGGCCGUGCUGCUCAGAUUCCGCUACAUGUUUUCCAGCACGCUUCCUUUCAGGAAAACAUGUCUCGAUUCCUCGAACAGGCUGCCCAAGAACCUCUGCAUCGCUUUGCUGCACGUGCCAGAAAGGCUGGAGCAACCCCCGUGGAAUCUAGAGAUACCACCGACCCGGGCCUGCUGACCCAGUUUCUGAUGCCUAUACUAGAAGCGACCGGGCAGUCUAUCGACACCCCGAAGCUCAGAAAGCGGGUCAGAGACGAUGUGAGCAUCUCCAGUGCCGAUUUUCCCUGGAGAAGAGAGCCAUCCUGGCUGGCGUUACGUGUGGCUGUCCAGCGUCAGCUAUGUCUCAGCAUGGGGAACGAAUGCGGCCGAGCGUCGUACAAGUUCUUGAUUUGCACUAUGCUUGCUCGGCUCCUUAAGGACUGCGUCGGGGGACUUUCUCCAGACAUGACGUUUGUCCUGAGAGCCAAGCUGUGUCGCCGCCUUGCGAAACUUGAGCAGGAGAAGUCCAAGGCUUCCGGAUCCGCUUGUGGCGUCUACCAGAAGCUGUUUGACACUGUCGGGGUGCAAUGCGAGGACAUCAUAGGUAAAGCGUCACGUCAGAUCGAAAGCGCAUGGGACAACUUCAAAAGGACGACGACACGACGGAUCCCUCUGCUCCCCUCUCGUGCCAACGAGCGCUCGCUUUACCUUACUCUUCCGAGAAGCGGCGACCACCUCAGGAAUCUCCUCCUUCAGUCGCCCGCCAAUCCCGCCAAUGCCAACCGCUUGGACCUGAGUCUCCCUCCACUGGAGAAGACUGUAGUCCAUCCAGUGAGUGAACUUGCAGCCCGCUACUUCAAGCUUGCAGACCUGGAGUCGAAUGUCCAGCAGCAGCCUUUUUUAGCAGCCAACGACUCGGACCAAGCAGGCCAAAGCCGCUGUCUCGCGAUUGCCGAGUCGAUUUUCGUCCUCUUGGCCAUUGAUGAGUUCAAGUCUUACACUUCGAAGCCGGAUCAAAUGAGUCUCUUCAUAUUGAGAGUCUUUGAGCUUUGGGUUGGGAUGGACAAGUGUGCGGUAAAGGUCUGCCGCCUACUUGGCGACUAUCACCCCUUGUUCCCCGCAGAGGCUUUAGAUGUCUUGCACCUCGCCGACCUAUCAGCCAUGCAUAGACUUCAAGAGGUCCAAAGCUAUCUGAAAAUGAGGCGAAACAGCUGCAAGUACCCCGACGAGAACAUCUUAUGCCGGCCAAGCACAAACUGUUUUGCUGCUCGCUACCUGCAAGAGGACGAGAAUGGCCGUCCAAUGCGGCAGUUGCUGGAGAAGAUUGAAGAGCACUCUGCUGCCUCACGCGCCGCGAAAAUCCUAGAAUGGGAGAAGGCUUGCCGCGAGUAUGACGACCUGAGCGAGAAAAUUUCUUCCGGGACAUGUGUUUGCACCUUCAAUUCAGACGGAUCGCGCAGCGUUCACGGCUGUGCCAAGUGCUAUCAUCGGCGUGUCCGUAAGAGGAUGACCAUCAAAGUUCACGAAGACUUUCUUCCUGCCGAGUCUGCGCAAAAGUCGACGGUUGUUUUCGAGCUUGGCAUUCCACCCUAUCUCCAGGCAUAUCGGCACGCAACCUGGAAGGUUCUGCACAAGCUGGGGCAUCCGGGUCCAGCCUUGAAGGCGUCUUCGCCAAUCAUGUUGCUCAAGAGUUACUCCCAACUGGAGCCACCCACUACAGGGGGCAGGCUGUGA